AUGAAACUAACGAAGACCCACGAGGUUCGUCCAAUCGGGGACCUAAACCCUCGCGAGCGGGAAACUAGUGCAAGGUCAUCGGGAUACAACCUUGACUCUAAUUUGACCUCUAUGAACUUUAACGAGAAAACGCAGUUACGCGAAAUCGAUAACAUAUUGGUAGUGAUGGACAGUUUGAGUGACACGUCUUUGACAUUGAAGAAGAUGUUCUUUGAUCUGAAAAUGCAAAACGAGUCGGAGAAAGUUGAAUGCCAGCGUAAAGUGUCUUUGUUUCGAGACCGCCUUAAACGUCUUGCAGACGACUUCGAACGUCACAUUACGGCAGAAUUGGAGUACGCGCAGCAGUCGGAAAAUACGCAGAUCGACGCAAAAAUCGAAGAGUGUGAAAAUAUAUUCAACGCCAUUGAAAUGUCCAAGGACCUAUCGCAAGGGAUGAAAAGGGAAUACAUCACUCCUCAGACAAUUCACAAAGUGAACGCUGCACGACAAAGAUGUAACGAGUACAAGUACACACUCCAGCGUAUUCACAGCCGACUGCAACCCGUACAUUAUGAUCUCGCCAUAGACCGCAAUGUUUCCGAUGCCCUUAACACAUCCCCCGGUGUCAUUGGCAAAGUAGAAGUAACCCACGAGAAUGACGACCUGUUUGACGAUCGUGAGACAAGGAACGCAGAGAUGUCGAGACGUGCAAGCAUCGUUUCAACAACUUCGACAACGUCGACUAGAAUGACCAAACAACCGACACAGACCACAUUCCGGCUAAACUCAACUGAGCAUGCACAGAAGCUCCAUGAAAUUCGCAUGCACCGGAAGGACGAUCAGGAUGAGCCUAUGAUAACAUCCAUAUGUUCUCUUAACAAUAACCACUUUAUAACUCUUGACCGAAGUAACAACAAGCUGCUAUUGGUGCAUCAAGACGGGGUAAUAAUUACGCAGUACGUUUUCACCAGCCAAAUAUGGGACAUGACGCUUGUGGAUUCUUUAACGGUGGCCGUUACAGUUCCAGACAACGAUAAGAUCGUUAUCGUAAAGGUACGCAACAACAACCUUUGUGCGGAGAGAUUAAUCAAAACAAGCAAUAUAUGCUAUGGUAUUUGCGCUAUUGAAGGCUUUAUUGUGGUUACGGUCAAAGGCGGUUACGUUAAAAUAGUCACAAAGGCCGGCGAAGAGGUGGCAUCAUUACGUCACAACCACCGCGGCGAGCUUCUAUUCACAGACCCGCAGCACGUUCAAACCAACCGCGAUCAGAACGAACUGUACGUCACUGACUACACGCUCCACACGCUGACGGCUCUGGUACUCACGGGCGUUAAAAUCGACUCGCAACCGAAAUUUAUUUUCCGUAACAACGAGUUACGAAACCCAACCGGGCUUUGUCUUGAUAUCAACGGCAACAUAUACGUAUGCGGUUUUGCCUCUCACAACGUCCUUAAGGUGUCGCCGGACGGUGUUCUGCUUUUUGCCGUCCUUACCGGCAUCAUUAACCCACAGGCUGUGGCGCUUACGGUGAUGGAAGACCAGAUGCUUGUGUCGACCCUCUCUAGUGGCGGAGGGCGAAGCAAACACAUGCAGAACGUCCUGGAGGUGUUUAAAAUAUGA
This is a messenger RNA of Dreissena polymorpha, 1599 nucleotides long. RefSeq lists its product as uncharacterized. Lineage: Eukaryota; Metazoa; Mollusca; Bivalvia; Myida; Dreissenidae. Bases 1 to 1599 code for a protein of 532 amino acids. The transcript has a single exon. The record is from RefSeq and is a predicted model, not a curated record.